Molecule: messenger RNA, 345 nt
Organism: Trichechus manatus latirostris (Florida manatee)
Lineage: Eukaryota; Metazoa; Chordata; Mammalia; Sirenia; Trichechidae
Gene: CCL16
Product: C-C motif chemokine ligand 16
Exons: 3
Coding region: 1-345 (114 amino acids)
Biological process (GO): immune response; eosinophil chemotaxis
Cellular component (GO): extracellular region
Molecular function (GO): chemokine activity
Source: RefSeq, a predicted model, not a curated record
AUGAAGGUCUCCAUGGCUGCCCUCCUCCUCCUCUUCCUCACAUUCACGACUACUUCUGCUUCUCACAGCCAGUCAAAAAUUCCUGAGUCAGUGAACCAACGAGUCACCUGCUGCCUGAAGUAUCAUGAGAAGGUAUUGCCCAGGAAACUGGUGGCAGGAUACACGAAGGCCCUCAGCUGUCACCUGCCAGCAAUCAUCUUCAUCACCAAAAGGAACCGAGAGAUCUGUGCCAACCCCAGUGACAAAUGGGUCCAGGAGUACAUCAAGGAUCCCAGCCUACCUUUGCUGGCCCCCAGGAACUUGGCCAGGGUUGAAAUUACUACACAAAGGAAAGGUCAACCCUAG